AUGGCACCACAAACCAGGAAUGGCAGGAAAAAAGUUGUCAAAGUUAUUCCCGGAACAACUAUCGAGCUGAAAAAAAAUUGCGGUUUUAAAUGGAUAUUUAAAAACGAAAGGAAUCGGUAUGGACGAAUUGGAAAUGACAUUAUUAAAGAUACCAUUCUGAAAAUAGAUGGGAUGACAACUGGAAAUAAAGACAGUGACCGGAUUCUGAAUUAUUACAGAAAUGCUCUUUCUGAUUGUAUUAACAUUUUUCCGGAAUCUCAUGAAACUCCUGCAGCAAAAACACGAAAAAUCAAGAAAGAGUUAGUUGUGAAAGAAGAAGUUGAAGCAGAAAAAGAGGAGGAGACGAUGACAAUCUCUGAGACUUCAUACACUUCAGAAGCGUUGGCUGUUAGAAGUGAAACAUUGACGUCUUCUGAUGAUGAGUGUGAUGAGACGGCGAUAUCGCAACAAUUAGAGGAAAUGUCGAUAACUGAGGAGAUGGAAUUGAAUAUUCCUCUUCAUACGAGUACUCCAUUGAGAGAGAAUUCUAUAAUUUCGGUGAUUAAACAAGAGGAAAUUCAAGUUUUUGGAGUUGUGGAGAAGGCUGAGACGACUCAAAUUGAUGGUUCUGAAGUGAGAAUUCUCAAAAGUUCAAAUAAAAAGACAUUCAUCUCACAACGGAAAGAUUGGAUUUCAAAGCGGGAAGUGAAACCAACGUUAGGACUAGAAAAUCAGUCGGAAAGUACUAUCAACUUGGAAACACCAACACACUCUGGAUACCGUCGGAAUCUGUUUGCUACAAAAUCUGAAAGUAUUGUCUCUACCAUCCCGAAACCAGAGCCUUCCAUUCUUCGAAAUCCAAAACCAGAGAAUAUUGAAAAGAAGAAUCAUCUCUCGUUCCUUCGGUCGAAAGUUCUGAAUACAAAACUUGAAAAAGGUCGUGAAAUAAUGAAACAGAAAGCAGCAGUUAUCGAGAGAAAACCUGUUCAAAUUGAGAAAAAAUCGAGUAGCUACAAGUCGCCAGCUCGAAAUAUUCCAAUUCUGAAAAGAACAGAAAUGAUGAGUUCUCAUCAUAGACCAUUGAAGAAGACUCGAGUUCAGACGUUCCCGGAGAAAGAGAAAAAGGCGCCUCUGCUCAAAACUCCGGUUCCAGUUCUCUCGAUCCCGGACACCACUCUUCAAACUAAUACACUCAAAAAGACUGAUACAUCGUACCAGAAUAAAACUCUUCUUGAUUAUGGGCUCGACUAUUUGAGCAAUGAAGAAGAUACAGAUGAUGAAUGUAAUCCGAAAAAUAAGAUUCCAAGCUGGGCAGCUAAUUUUGAUGUGAUCGCAGAUAAUGUUCGCAAACAAUUCGAAAACCCUCCAUUUGAUAUCGUUGAGUUUUUUGGAGAGAUUGAAAAGCCCAACCUGUUGGAAAUUUUUGGCACCAAAACUCGUGGCAAAAAGCGUGGAUCAUCAACAUGCUGGUGA
Caenorhabditis remanei is the source of this 1452-nucleotide messenger RNA. RefSeq lists its product as uncharacterized. The transcript is spliced from 5 exons. The record is from RefSeq and is a predicted model, not a curated record. Gene Ontology annotation, molecular function: protein serine/threonine kinase activator activity. NCBI's taxonomy places the organism in Eukaryota, Metazoa, Nematoda, Chromadorea, Rhabditida, Rhabditidae. Gene Ontology annotation, cellular component: chromosome passenger complex; midbody; kinetochore. Bases 1 to 1452 code for a protein of 483 amino acids. Gene Ontology annotation, biological process: metaphase chromosome alignment; mitotic cytokinesis; positive regulation of protein serine/threonine kinase activity.